AUGACCAUCGCGGUCUUGGCGGCUCCUAUCACGAAAGUAAAGCGCCGCGAACUGGGGACGAUUGCAAUGGCCGCGACUCAGGCGCAGUCGCGUCCUGGCCGAGGCCGGCCACCAAAACGGCUGAGCGCUUCCCAAGAAGGACUGGAAGAAAUUGCGAAUCACGCCGAGGCAAAACGGAAAGCGAACUACGAGGAAGAUUCAGAAGGAUUUCGUUUUUCAAGAAAACCGACGAAGAGGAAUAGACCGUCCAUUGAACCUGUUCCGGACAAGCCCCAGUCAGAUGUGGAAAAUGCGCCUCCAAAAUCUACGCCACGCAGGGGUCGACCGCCUAAGAAACGGCCGGCCGAGGAUGAGAGUGCUAGUGCAGUACCGACGAAUGGGAAGACUACCGAACUUCCGACAAGACGGGGGACGAGGAAGGUUGCUAAGACGGGAAAUUCUGAGCCGGAACCACCAGUGAACUCGACACGCUCACUACGAAAUCACGAGUCGCCUUCAAAUGCGCCAGCUGAGACAAAAGGGAAGAGGGGGCGGCCAGGACGUCCGAGAACGAGCGACACCAACGGAUUUAAAUCACCAGAACCUCCAGCAGGUACCAAGGUGGCUUUGCCGUUAGCGGACACUCCGGUAAUUCAGCGGAAUAAGGAAUUACGGGGUACGAAAUCUGGCAAGGGGCAACGGCGAAGCAGUUUGGGGAUGCGGGGGCGAAGAGCCAGCUCUUUGAUUGACUCGGGAGCGUCCAAUGCAUUGCCGCAUCGAGAAGUUGGCACUGCAGACUUUUAUAAACAUAUUGCAGAUGAAGGUCUCCCGGAGCCGCGCCGAAUGAGGCAGCUUCUAAUUUGGUGUGCGACACGAGCGCUAGGAGACAAGCCUUCGGGCUCGCGCUCGGUGGAUCAGAGUUCACGUCUAGCAGCCCGUGCGAUCCAAGAUGAGCUGCUGAAAGACUUUUCUACCAACUCGGAGCUUUCGAACUGGUUUAGCCGCGAGGACGUGAAUCCGCCCACCGUGGUAGUGAAAAAGCCGAAUCCAAGGAACAUACAGAAUACAGAAAAGAUUAAGGAAUUGGAGGAGCACAUACAAAGGCUUCAAAAAGAGAGACAUGCUCUGAACGCACUUCUUAAACAAGCCCCGAUUCCACCUGUCAAUGCACCUACACCCGACUCUCCCCAAGCCUCCAAACGUUACCCGAAGAAAUCCCAACCUCAAAUCGACUCCUCUCUUCUCGAUCCCUCUCAACAAGCCAUCCUCACAUCCCUCUAUGCCUCCGUCCCAGCCGAAUCACAAGCGAAAGACGAUACCUCUCCUCCAAUAUUACAAACACCCAUGUCCCCAUCUACCGUCUCAAACCGCCUUUCCCAAAUCACAACAGGCCUCGCCCCAACAUUAGAUGCCUUCGCCGCCGGAAUCCACGAUAUCGAGCUAUACAGUUCCAGCGCCGAUGCCCUCUCAUCACGAAUACUUCGCAUCUGUGCCGAGCGGCUAGAAGAUCGCGAUGCACUGAAUACCCGGAGACGCAUCGCUAUAGAAGGCGAUGGCGAAGGGGAAAGUCCACAAAAACUACGAGAACGUCCGCGGGAAGACUUAGGCCUUAUCCUCGGAGCACUCAGUCGAGUUGAGAGACGAUAA
This is a messenger RNA of Penicillium longicatenatum, 1626 nucleotides long. RefSeq names its product Mis12-Mtw1 family protein. The transcript is spliced from 5 exons. The record is from RefSeq and is a predicted model, not a curated record. NCBI's taxonomy places the organism in Eukaryota, Fungi, Ascomycota, Eurotiomycetes, Eurotiales, Aspergillaceae. Gene Ontology annotation, biological process: cell division; mitotic sister chromatid segregation. Gene Ontology annotation, cellular component: MIS12/MIND type complex. The coding region runs from base 1 to 1626 and encodes 541 amino acids.